CCCACAGACCUAUCUCCUUUCAUAAUGGUGCCCCCCCCUCCCACCAACAGGCCCCAUGUCUGCCUGUCCACACUGCUGAUUAUGAGCAGCAUGGCUCUGAUAGACGCCUAUCUGGUGGAGCAGAACCAGGGGCCCAGAAAGAUAGGAAUCUGCAUCAUGGUGAUGGUGGGGGACUUAUGCUUCCUCAUCGUGUUGCGGUACGUGGCGGUGUGGGUCGGCGCUGAGGUGCGAAGCGCCAAACGAGGCUACGCUAUGAUUCUCUGGUUCCUCUAUAUCUUUGUCCUGGAGAUCAAGGUGUACUUUGUGUACCAGAACUACAAGGCUGACAGGAAGUCUCUGGAUGCGUUGGCCCGUAAGGCUCUCACCCUACUGCUGUCUGUGUGUGUCCCUGUGCUGUUUGUAGUCCUGGUCGCCAUAGACCACAUGGAGUAUGUACGGGCCUUCAAAAAGAAAGAGGAGAUACGGAACAGGUUGUUUUGGGUGGUGGUGGACCUGUUAGACGUGUUGGAUAUCCAAGCUAACCUCUGGGAGCCACAGAAGAAAGGACUCCCCCUAUGGGCAGAGGGUCUGAUGUUCUUCUACUGCUACAUCCUGCUGCUGGUCCUUCCCUGUGUGUCUCUUAGCGAGAUCUCCAUGCAGGGCAUCAACAUUGUCCCACACAAGAUGAUGCUCUAUCCAAUUCUCAGCCUGUUCACCAUUAACAUCAUAACUCUGCUGAUUAGAGGGUGUAACAUGAUGCUGUAUAGGGAUGCCCGGGUUAGUGGGAUCCUCAUCGGGAAGAAUGUGUUGGCUAUCAUAUUAAAAACCUGCAGCUUUGUCCAGUACAGGAGACACUUACAGAACACUCCUCCAGCCUUUGGGUUGGAAAUGCAGAAGAACUUGGUAACACACAACCAUGUUCAUGGACGACCUGUCACUAUGAUGACCACUCCUCACCCUCAGGUGGUCCUUCCAGAGCAGACAUCCCUGCCUGUCCCCCUGCCGGAAGUCACGACUACAUGUGAACAUACAUGACACAUGGGACUAUUUAACCAGGUUCAUAGCAACAUCCUGUAUGACCUUCAAUUACAUACAUCAGACACAUGAACGAUAGAUGAACCUAUUACACACAGGACACCAGGGACAAUAUGCAUCAUCAUGGGAUACCAUGGAGGACAUCCAAAGGAUAUUAUCUUUAUGCACAAAAGAUGUCAGAGCGACGUUGUGAGAGUUUUUCUUAACAGGAGAAGUUCUAAUGACGUUGUGACAGUCUUUAUAAACAGGAGACGUUCUGAUGACGUUGUGACAGUCUUUAUAAACAGGAGACGUUCUGAUGACGUUGUGACAGUCUUUAUAAACAGGAGACGUUCUGAUGACGUUGUGACAGUCUUUAUAAACAGGAGACGUUCUGAUGACGUUGUGACAGUCUUUAUAAACAGGAGUCAUUCUAAUGGCAUUAUGACAGACUAUAUAAACAGGGGUUCUUGUAACAACAUGUGACAGUCUUUAUAGAUGAAAAAAUAAAAGACCAUUUGAAUGUUAUAAUUGGCCCAACAUGAAAGGAAAUAACAUGGAUUGUUAAUAGCUUACUUAAUAUUUUGAUGUGAUUUCAGUAAAUUCAGUUUUUUACAAUACCAGAAAAAGGAUCAAAAUGCAGGUAGAAGUAUAUUUUUCAAAUUGUUUGUUGCAAUUAUAUAAGACCCCUCCCAAAAGAGUUUGCUUUCUAUGCUGUGUUUGUUUCUAUUUCAAUUUGUUGUCUGCUUAUGUCAUGGGGUAGGAGAUAUUGACACAGUGAAUUUAGAAGAACAAA
Messenger RNA from Esox lucius (northern pike), 1789 nucleotides. Its product is annotated as transmembrane protein 121. NCBI's taxonomy places the organism in Eukaryota, Metazoa, Chordata, Actinopteri, Esociformes, Esocidae. The transcript has 4 exons. The record is from RefSeq and is a predicted model, not a curated record. Bases 25 to 1014 code for a protein of 329 amino acids.